Molecule: messenger RNA, 1056 nt
Organism: Anisakis simplex (herring worm)
Lineage: Eukaryota; Metazoa; Nematoda; Chromadorea; Rhabditida; Anisakidae
Source: the annotation of a GenBank genome assembly
AUGCUGGACAUUCAUCAGGGAUUGCUUGUGCAAUUGAUUGAUGAUAUUGAGAAGGGAGAAGAAAAAGGUGCAGAUGAUAAUAAAGUGAACGGAUUAUUGGAAAAGAAAUGGACGUCGGUGCUGCGAUUGCAGAAGAAGGUACUGGAUUUAGAAUCGAAAUUGCAAGAAGCCGAAAAAGAAUAUAUUCGUGGUGCACCGACCAGAGACAAACGACAUCCAGGCGAAUGGAUUCCGCGACCACCCGAAAAGUUCUCUUUAACAGGACAUCGAUCGCCGAUUACACGAGUUAUAUUUCAUCCGGUUUAUAGUAUUAUCGCAUCAUCAAGUGAAGAUAGCACCAUUAAGAUUUUUAAACAGUGUACACGUGCAAGUAGCCAGUGUGUUAUUAUUGCAGGUGAUCAUCUCCUAUCGGGAUCUCGAGAUCAUACAAUUAAAAUGUGGGAAGUGACAUCAGGGUAUUGUGUACGAACGUUUUUGGGCCAUCAUGAGUGGAUUCGUAUGGUUCGAGUUUAUCAUGAUGGCAGUAUGUUCGCAUCUUGUAGUAACGACCAUAGUAUUCGAAUUUGGAAUACAUCAUCAAAGGAAUGUAAAUUAACACUCACGGAACACGAUCAUGUUGUUGAGUGUAUUGCUUGGGCACCUGAUAAAGCCCUAUCAGCUAUUAAGGAGGCUGAUGAAUCACAUCUGAAUGGUAAAAUGAAUGGUGACAUAAAGAUGAGUGAUGGAAUACUGUCAGCGAAAAUCGGUCCAGUUCUAAUCUCUGGAUCACGCGAUCGAACCAUUAAAUUCUUCGAUGUUAAUGUUGGAAUUUGUUUAUUCACACUUGUUGGUCACGAUAAUUGGGUUCGUGGAUUGCGUUUUCAUCCGGGAGGUAAGUUUCUUCUGUCAGUUGGCGAUGAUAAAACGUUGAGAGUUUGGAUGAUCAGUCAAAAGCGAUGCUGCAAAACGAUCGAUGCACACUCUCAUUUUGUUACUUCUGUUGAUUUUCACCAAACAUUACCAUACGUAGUAACAUCGAGUGUUGAUAUGAGUGUAAAAGUAUGGGAAUGUCGUUGA